AUGGUGGGCUCCGUGGGAGAAACCGUACAGGAGCGGCCUGCAGGAGGGGCUUUAGCGGCUGCCGAGGAAGCGAAGGCGGCCCCUGCAAAGGCGUCAUUGCACUACGGUGUAUCGACACCGCGUUGGGCGGCUUCGAAGUUGGAAGCGGCCCAAACCCUCUCUGCUCCACGCAGACGGCUACUGAGGCUGCUGCAGAAGGAGCUGUUGCUGCAGCUGGCUGCAAACAAACAAGGGGCCGACAUAGACCCGAGGCGCCGACCUCCCCACGCCGUCACUCCUGAGAGCAUCCUCGCCCGUUGGAUAACUGCCGAUCCGAAGCGGCUGAUGAGAGGAGUGUUGGCUUUUGGGUUGCAUGCUGCUGGCCCCUCUACCCUUACAGCCAUUACCCCCAGCGCUCCACAGCGGCCCACUAUCGGCUUUGUAGAGGCAGAAGCAGAGCCCACAAGCAGUCACACUCUUGCUGCUGCGUCUGGCGCAGCUGCAGCACCUGCUCCACGUACAGAGGCUGGAGAGCUCCGAGUAUCUUCGGGCGUUUUCGUAGCAGCAGCAACCGCAAGAGCAGUUGCUGCCGAUCCUUUUGAGGCAUAUACCGCCAGCAGCACCACCAGCAGCACCACUGCAAGCACCACCGGGAACAGAAGCAGCGGCGGCAGCAUCAGUGCGUCGUCUAAGGAGCUUGGCAGAGCAUCUGUGAGGGGCCCCGGGAGGAGCGCUGAAGAGGCGGCGAUUCGUGUGAGGAAGCACCAAAAGCUUAAAGAAGCGGGUGGCGGCGCGGGUUCUGUACAACUGCGCACUUUCUGUGUUUUGUGUCUGUCUCCUUUCCUUUCCGUGGCGGGCAGCUUUUUGUGUUGUGUUUGCCUUCACACGCUCAAGAGCAGCCGAAGGCCCUGGGCCGAGGAGGGCCGAAACGCGAGCACCGCCAAAAGGAGCCUCUCGUCAGUCCGCAGCCCUCCCGUCAAGAGAGCUGUGGGUCUGCUCAGCAUUGAGAGGCCGCAGAGGUGUCAGCGAUCCCCACAGGUCCAGCCAGAGGUGUGCGUAGACCCCAGCGCGCAGACGGCCAUGCGGCCGUCCAUGCGCCGCUUCACGGGGUCGGCAUCUCCUGCUUGUGCGGGGCUGCAGCAGCCUCACCAGGAGGAGCCGCAACAGCAAGAAAAGCAAGAAAAGCAACAGCAACGGCAGCAGGAGCAACAGCAGCAGCAACAUCAGCAGCAGCAACAACAGCAGCAGCAAGGGCAACACCAGGACGGUUGCGCG
Messenger RNA from Eimeria acervulina, 1254 nucleotides. RefSeq lists its product as hypothetical. The record is from RefSeq and is a predicted model, not a curated record. Lineage: Eukaryota; Apicomplexa; Conoidasida; Eucoccidiorida; Eimeriidae. The transcript has a single exon. The annotation marks the transcript as partial.